Molecule: messenger RNA, 2781 nt
Organism: Cordyceps militaris CM01
Lineage: Eukaryota; Fungi; Ascomycota; Sordariomycetes; Hypocreales; Cordycipitaceae
Product: cullin-2
Exons: 6
Coding region: 1-2781 (926 amino acids)
Biological process (GO): SCF-dependent proteasomal ubiquitin-dependent protein catabolic process; protein ubiquitination
Cellular component (GO): SCF ubiquitin ligase complex
Molecular function (GO): ubiquitin protein ligase binding
Source: RefSeq, a predicted model, not a curated record
AUGGUCCCAACGCACCCUGGCAGUGAGCGAAACCCGCAACCCGGAGUCACUGAACCCCCCGCGACUGCCUUGAACUCGCGGAAGCUAGCUGGCUGCCUGCUGACUCCCAUCCAUAGCCCAUCUCUCUACGGAUAUAUUUUCUUCCUCCCAGUCUCUGGCGCAUCGGCAAAGUGCGAGCUGGUCUCCUGCCUGGUCCAGCUUGUUGUCGCGUUUGCGCCGCCACCUACCCGUCGCUACAGUCAUCUGUUCUUGACACGACCGCUCCCCGAGUACACGGCAACCCGUCGAUACCAGCCUCCCGAGUCACUUUCCGCCUGCACCGACUUUCUGUGCCCCGAUUUCGCCAUUUCUCCGCUGCCUCUCGAGCGAACGGCCACCCACUAUACCGUCGUUGCCAUCCACCCCUCGCCAUUUGACAAGACCCCGCCAACAACCAACGCAUCCUCAUCACCAUUGUCCAUCAUGGCGCCUGGCACAGCUGCACCGAGCCCGAUGCCCUCUAUCCCCAAUAGAGAGGAUAUAGAGGCGACUUGGCGGUACCUCGUGCUUGGUGUGAACCGUGUCAUGAACGAUCUCCAUCAAGGUAUUGAUAUGCAGCUGUACAUGGGUGUCUACACGUGGGUUCUUGAGGCCGUUCACAACUUUUGUACCUCGCAAAAGGCUGUUGGCCUUGGCGGUCCAGCUAUGCAUUCGAACCACCGCGGCGCUCAUCUACUCGGUGAAGAGUUAUACCACAAGCUCAUCGCCUACCUUAAGGCUCAUCUCGAGGAUCUCCACGAACAGUCGAAAUCACAUACCGAGGAGGCGCUACUGGCCUAUUACAUCAGAGAAUGGGGCCGUUACACUAUUGCUGGCAAGUAUAUCCAUCACUUGUUCCGCUAUCUCAAUCGCCAUUGGGUCAAACGCGAAAUCGAUGAGGGCAAGAAAAGCAUCUACGAUGUCUACACCCUACACCUCGUCGAGUGGCGCAAAGUCCUAUUUGCCAUGGUCUCUGAAAAGGUCAUGGACGCUGUGCUCAAGCUUGUCGAGAAGCAGCGAAACGGAGAGACGAUUGAACAUGGCCAGAUCAAGCAGGUGGUGGACUCGUUUGUGUCCUUAGGACUUGACGAAGCCGAUCCUUCCAAAUCCACCCUCGAUGUGUACAGAUUUCAUUUCGAAAAGCCCUUUCUAGACGCUACCAACGCAUUUUACCAAGCCGAAUCGAAGCAAUUUGUCGCCGAGAACAGCGUUGUGGAAUACAUGAAGAAGGCAGAGGCGCGCUUGGCAGAGGAAGAGGAGCGCGUUAGCAUGUACCUGCACCAGGAUAUUGCUGUCCCCCUCAAGAAGGCUUGUAACCAAGCUUUGAUUGCUGAUCAUGCCGAUCUAUUACGUGAUGAAUUUCAAGUGCUCCAGGACAACGAUCGCGAAGAAGACAUGGCUCGCAUGUACAACCUUCUCGCCCGUAUUCCCAACGGUCUUGAUCCUCUGCGAGUCAAGUUCGAGAACCAUGUGCGCAGGGCUGGACUGGCUGCGGUGCAAAAGAUUCAAUCAUCCGACGGCGAUAAACUUGAACCCAAGGUCUACGUCGAUGCCCUGCUUGAAAUACACACCAAGUAUCAGGCAUUAGUCAAAAACGCCUUCAACGACGAGCCAGAAUUUACUAGGUCACUUGACAAUGCCUGUCGAGAAUUCGUUAACCGGAACGAAGUCUGCAAAACGGGAUCCAACAAGUCUCCGGAGCUUCUCGCAAAGUACACCGAUGUACUCUUACGCAAGAGCAACACCAGUCUGGAAGAUGCUGAUCUGGAGCGUACACUUACGCAGCUGAUGACUGUUUUCAAAUAUAUCGAAGACAAAGAUGUCUUUCAAAAGUUCUACGCUCGCAUGUUGGCAAGGCGUCUCGUCCAUGCCAACUCGUCUUCAGAUGAUGCUGAGACCAGCAUGAUCAGCAAAUUAAAGGAAGCUUGCGGCUUCGAGUAUACGAACAAGCUACAGCGCAUGUUCCAGGACAUGCAAAUCUCCAAGGAUCUGAACCGAGACUUCCGCGAGCAUCUCACUGGAAUUGAGAGCCAAAAGACGAUUGAUUCGACAUUCUCAAUCCUAGGCACCGGGUUUUGGCCGCUGCAAGCCCCUAGCACACACUUUCAGCCUCCUGCGGAAAUUGGCAACGAAAUCGAAAAGUUUUCUCGCUUUUACAAGCACAAGCAUGAUGGCAGGAAGCUGACAUGGCUUUGGAAUCUUUGCAAGGGUGAGAUCAAGACGGGGUAUUGCAAGAACAGCAAAACGCCAUUUACCUUCCAGGUCUCAGUCUAUCAAAUGGCUAUCCUGCUUCUGUUCAACGAGCAUGAUUCCUACCUCUAUGAGGAUUUGCUGACCACAACGUCACUGAGCGCCGAGGUGCUUGACCAAGCUCUCGCUGUCAUUCUCAAGGCCAAGGUUCUACUCGUUGCUGGUGGCGAGAAGCCCGGUCCUGGCAAGACAUUCAAUCUCAACUAUGACUUCAAGAGCAAGAAGAUUCGUGUGAAUUUGAACUUGGGAGGUACCAAGGAGGCCAAGCAGGAAGAGGCUGAGACCAACAAGACUAUUGAGGAAGACAGAAAGCUUCUGCUACAGUCUGCUAUUGUGCGAAUCAUGAAGGCCCGUAAAAAGAUGAAGCACUCACAGCUGGUGAGUGAAACCAUCAACCAGAUUCGCACACGCUUCGUGCCCAAAAUUGGAGACAUCAAGAAAUGCAUAGAGAUUCUGCUAGACAAGGAGUAUCUCGAGCGUCUAGAGGACGAUGAGCUUGGGUAUCUUGCAUAA